CACUACUUCAGCUGGUUUGUGAACCUGUUUCUCUAGAUGUCGUACGACUUUUAUAUCAUUCCAUAAGAGACAAGUAUUUGUGUCCCCGCAUCCUCAGCCUGCCAGUCUGCGGUUCGUCACAGUCUGAUGACCCCUUCCAGGGGUGAAGCUGCAGAGCAAUGAAGACAGGCUCUCAGAUCCGCCUGUUACUGUGGAAAAACUGGACCCUCCGCAAGAGGCAGAAGGUUCGCUUCCUGGUUGAAAUCUGUUGGCCGGUGUUGUUAUUCAUUGGGUUGGUGUGGCUGAGGAAGGCCAAUCCGCUGUACCAGCAACAUGAAUGUCAUUUCCCGAACAAGGCCAUGCCGUCAGCAGGGAUUCUGCCCUGGAUCCAGGGAAUCUUCUGCAACGUCAACAACCCCUGCUUCAGGUAUCCAACCAGAGGAGAGUCUCCAGGCGUUGUCUCAAACUACAACAACUCAGUAUUGGCAAGGUUCUACGUUGAUGUCCAGGAGCUUCUGCUCGAAGAGACGGAGGUCCAGCAGCUCGGCCGUCUUUGGCAUGAAAUAUCGUCCUUCUCAAACUUCAUGGAAACGUUACGCAACAACCCGUCUAUGGUGUUAGGCCGUGGGCUGAAGAUAGAUGAUAUUCUGAAGGAUGACGAGGUUUUCACGGCCUUCCUUUUGCGAAACGCCGGCCUCUCUGAGUCCGUCGUCUACCAACUCGUCAAUGCAGAAAUACGACUCGAACAGUUUGCGUUUGGUAUCCCAGACCUGCAGCUGAAGGACAUCGCCUGCAGCCAGGCCCUGCUGGAGCGCUUCAUCAUCUUCCCCAGUCGCCUGGGGCUCCACGGGGUCCGCAACGCCAUGUGUGCCCUCAGCCAGCAGAGGCUGCAGAGGAUAGAGGACAUCCUCUAUGCUAAUCUGGACUUCUUCAAAAUCUUCCAACUGAUGCCUCAGGUUAUGGACAGCAGCUCCAAGGGGAUUGACCUGCACUACUGGGGUCGGGUUCUUAAGACGACCUCGGAGAAGAUCCAAGUUCUGAUGGAGCGGGAGAGCUCUCAGGAUCUCCUGAAGGUGGUUUCCUCUCUGUUUCAAAGCGGGGGUCCCCCCACGUUCUCCCAGGUGAUGUCCAGCGUGUCGAGCCUCUUCUGUGGAUACCCGGAGGGGGGCGGCUCCAGGGUCCUGUCCUUCAACUGGUACGAGGACAACAACUACAAGGUGUUUCUGGGGGUCAAUGGCACCAAGUACCGCAACUAUGUCUACGACGACUCUGCCACUCCGUCCUGCAACGAGCUGAUGGAGACCCUGGAGUCCAACCCUAUCACAAAAAUCGUGUGGAAUUCAGUGAAGCCCCUGCUGAUGGGAAAGAUCCUUUACACCCCCGACUCCCCUGCCGUCCACAAGAUAUUAAAGAGCGCCAACACGACAUUCGAGGAAUUGGAGAGGUUGCAGAAUAUAGCCAAGGCCUGGGAGGAGUUGGGACCUCAGCUCUGGGCUUUCUUCGACACCAGCGUACAGAUGAACAUGAUCAGAGACACCCUGGGAAACCCUACAGUGAGGGACUUCAUGGACAACAGCCUGCAGGACACUGAAUUCAACACCAAGCACGUUCUGAACUUCCUUUACAACGGUCCAGAGGAGAACAGGGAGACGGACAUGCCCGACUUUGACUGGAGGAACGUUUUUAACCUCACCGACCAGCUCAUACGCAUGUUCAACAAGUACGGAGAGUGCAUCAAUCUGGAUAAGUUUGUGGCGUACACGGACGAGUCCCAGAUGACCCUCCAGGCCUUGUACCUGCUCGAGGAGAGCAAGUUUUGGGCCGGCGUGGUCUUCAUGGACAUGUAUCCCUGGACCAAAAGCGUACCCCCGCAUGUCAAGUACAAGAUCCGCAUGGACAUCGACGCCGUGGAGCGCACCAACAAGAUCAAAGACAGGUACUGGGACCCCGGCCCCAGAGCGGACACCAUGGAGGACCUGAGGUACAUCUGGGGAGGCUUUGCCUACCUGCAGGACAUGAUCGAACACGGCAUCCUCAAGCUUCACACAGGAAAGGACUGGCCGCUCGGGGUCUACGUGCAGCAGAUGCCAUAUCCCUGCUACGUAGACGACCUCUUCAUGAUCACACUGAACCGCUGCUUCCCCAUGUUCAUGGUGCUGGCCUGGAUCUACUCUGUGUCCAUGACUGUGAAGAGCAUUGUGCUGGAGAAGGAGCUGCGCCUUAAGGAGACUCUCAAAACCAUGGGGGUCGACAACGGAGUCAUUUGGUACACGUGUUUCAUCGACAGCUUCGUCAUGAUGACUGCAAGCACUGCGCUGCUCACCUCCAUUAUCAUGGGUGGAAAGGUGCUAAAUUACAGCAACCCCGUCCUUGUCUUCUUUUUCCUGCUGACUUUCACCGUCGCCACGAUCAUGCAGUGUUUCCUGAUGAGCGUGUUCUUCAACAAGGCCAACCUGGCGGCCGCCUGCAGCGGCAUCAUCUACUUCACCCUCUAUCUGCCGCAUGUCCUCUGCUUUGCCUGGCAGGACCGCAUCACCACCAACAUGAAAAUGGCUGCUAGCUUGUUGUCUCCAGUGGCCUUUGGCUUCGGGACAGAGUACCUGUCGCGGUAUGAGGAGCAGGGUUUGGGUCUGCAGUGGGACAACAUCAUGACCAGCCCGUUGGAGAAAGACACCUACUCCUUCCUCACCUCCAUCCUCAUGAUGGUUUUUGAUUCUGUCCUUUACGCCGUCCUGGCCUGGUAUCUGGAUAACGUCUUCCCAGGACAGUACGGCAUCGGUCGACCAUUCUACUUCCCAUUCCAGUCCUCAUACUGGCAACUAGCUGCAACCUCACACACAGAAAUGGCUUAUGAAGAUCCUGGGAAACUGGAGCCAGACCACGUGGAGCAGGACGUCGAGAGCAGGGCCUCGCCGGUGACGUACACAUGUAAUGGUUCAGGCAUAAGGAAAGCUUGUAAGCACCAGAGUAAGAGGGAUAAACAGGAGAGAGAGAGGGAGCUGCUGAAGCGACAAGAGGAAACUCAAAACCAGGUGGAGGAGGAGUGUCCGGACUCAGGGACGGAAGGUCAGAUGUUCUUUGAGCCCGACCCAUUGGGCCUGGUGAUGGGGGUGCAGAUUCAGGACCUGGUGAUGGUGUUCGAUGGAAGUUCUCGUCCAGCUGUCAACUGUCUCAACAUCAACUUUUACGAAGGCCAGAUCACAUCCUUCUUGGGGCACAACGGGGCUGGAAAAACCACCACUAUGUCCAUCCUGACUGGCCUGUUCCCUCCUACAUCUGGCACAGCCUACGUUAAUGGAAGUGACAUUCGGACUGACAUGGACACCAUCCGCUCCUCCAUGGGGAUGUGCCCUCAGCACAACAUCCUCUUCAAACAUCUCACAGUGGCAGAGCACAUCCUGUUCUACUCACUGCUGAAGGGCCGCACUCAGGAGGACGCGGAGCGGGAGGUCGAGGACAUGCUGGUGGACCUCGGGCUGCCUCAAAAGAGGGACGACGAGGCUCAGAACCUCUCAGGCGGCAUGCAGAGGAAACUGUCAGUCGCCAUGGCGUUUGCUGGAGGGUCGAAAGUCGUGAUCCUGGACGAACCAACGUCGGGAGUGGACCCCUAUUCCAGAAGAUCCAUUUGGGACCUCCUACUGAAAUACAGAGCAGGCCGGACAGUCAUCCUGUCUACUCAUCACAUGGACGAAGCCGACCUGCUGAGUGACCGCAUCGCCAUCAUCUCCAAAGGACAACUCCACUGUAGUGGAUCCCCCCUCUUCCUCAAGAACUGUUUUGGAGUCGGUUUCUAUUUGACACUUGUACGCCGGAUGAAGGAUCUCAAGAAGAAGGAGAAUGACUGCGACUGUGCCUCAGACUGCUCCUGUUCCUGCUCCAUCUGUACCGAACACAAAGAUCAGUCUCAGAACCAGUCCCAACAUCUAGACAGAGUUCUGGAUGGGGACAUAGACAGCAUCACGAGCCUCAUCCACCACCACGUCCCUGAAGCCAAGCUCAUCGAGAUGAUUGGCCAGGAGUUGACCUUUCUGCUCCCCAAUAAGGGCUUCAAACAUCGAGCGUAUGCCAGCCUGUUUAGGGAGCUGGAGGAGACGCUUGCUGACAUGGGCCUCAGCAGCUUUGGCAUCUCUGAUACUUCACUGGAGGAGAUCUUUAUAAAGGUCACUGCCGAUGGAGAAGCAGCCAAUAAUGCCACCACUCCUGAACAUAACGGUGUGAAGCAGGCUAACGGCAUUACCCAUGGUGCAUCAGACAGCAGCGCAGGGAAGGGCUCCAGGCAGGUGAAAGGGUUCUCGCUGAUCUUGAAGCAGUUCCACGCGCUGCUGGUGAAGAGGUUUCACCACGCCAUAAGAAGCCAGAAAGACUUCCUGGCACAGAUCGUCCUUCCUGCCAGUUUUGUCCUAAUAGCUCUGAUCUUCACUGUGGUCGUCCCUCCGUUCGGAGAGUAUCCAAGUCUGACCCUGACCCCCUGGAUGUACGGACAACAGUUCACCUUCUUCAGUAACGAGCAACCGUUUGACCCCCUAAUGAAACGCUUCACAGAGCGCUUACUGGGCAGACCGGGCCUGGGGACACGCUGCAUGGAAGGAGAACCACUAGAGAUGCCCUGUAGUAACAGCACAUCAGAGUGGCAGUAUCCGGACGCCUCUCCUGUGGCCAGCAACAUCUUACAGAGUCCAGAGUGGAACCAGAGAAACCCGUCUCCUUCCUGCCUGUGCAGCACCAGCAAGAAGCUCACCAUGAUGCCCAUCUGUCCCGUAGGAGCCGGAGGCCUGCCCCCUCGCCAACGACUCGAGGCCACGGGAGACACGAUGCUGGACAUGACGGACAGGAACAUUUCUGACUACCUGAUUAAAACUUACCCCGAUCUCAUCAGGACCAGUUUGAAGAGCAAAUACUGGGUGAAUGAACAAAGAUAUGGAGGUCUGUCGUUCGGAGGACAGCUUCCCAUCCUGGACGUCGACCCCAAAGACAUCCAGAACGUCUUUCAUCAGCUGGGACGAAUGCUCAACAUCACAGCGGGUUACUAUUCUGGACUUGCACUGAGGGAGAUCGGUCCUUUCUUACACUUCAUGGAAAGUGAAUUCAACAUUAAGGUAUGGUAUAAUAACAAGGGCUGGCACGCCAUGGUGGCCUUCAUGAACGUGGCAAAUAACGCCAUUCUGCGGGCUUUCCUACCUCCGUCCGCUAAACCUGUCGACUUUGGCAUCACCGCCAUCAACCACCCUCUCAACCUCACCAAAGAGCAGCUUUCCGAGGUCACAGUAUUGACCACUUCAGUCGACGCCGUGGUGGCGAUCUGUGUUAUUUUCGCCAUGUCCUUCAUCCCCGCCAGCUUCGUCCUCUACCUCAUCCAGGAGCGUGUGACGAAGGCCAAGCACCUGCAGUUUGUCAGCGGGGUCAGCCCCUUAGUGUACUGGGUGGCCAACUUCUUCUGGGACAUGAUUAACUAUUCUCUCAGCGCUGCAUUGGUCGUUGGCAUUUUCAUGGCUUUUGAUAAAAAGUGUUACACAUCACCGUCCAACCUGCCAGCUCUAAUAGCUCUGCUUCUGCUCUACGGGUGGUCGGUGACGCCCAUGAUGUACCCCAUGUCCUACAUGUUCAACAUCCCCAGCACUGCGUAUGUGUCUCUGUCCUGCAUCAACCUGUUCAUAGGCAUCAACAGCAGCGCCGUCACCUUCAUCCUGGAGCUUUUUGAGAACAAUCAGUCUUUGCUGCUGUUCAAUGAGUGGCUGAAGAAAGGCCUGCUGCUGCUCCCUCACUUCUGCUUGGGGCGGGGACUCAUCGACAUGGCCAUGAACCAAGCUGUGACUGAUGUGUACGCCAGAUUCGGUGAAGAGUACACGCAGGAUCCUUUCCGCUGGGACUUUGUGGGGAAGAAUAUGGCUUUCAUGGCAGUGGAAGGCUUUGUCUACUUCAUUCUCAACCUUCUGAUCCAGUACCGGUUCUUCUUGGACCACUGGUUAUCAGACUACAAGCAGGCUUCAGUACGAGGCGAGGACGAUGACGUGGCAGCAGAGAGGCAGAGAAUGUAUGAUGGAGCGAGCAAGACCGACGUCCUGCAGAUCAGAGACCUCUCGAAGACGUACGUGGGCAGGAAGAGGGCAGCUGUGGACAGGAUUUGUGUGGGUGUCCCUGCAGGAGAGUGCUUUGGUCUUUUGGGAGUUAAUGGAGCUGGAAAGACGUCGACCUUCAAAAUGCUGACGGGUGACACUGAUGUCAGCUCCGGGGAGGCUACUGUGGCUGGUUACAGCAUCCUGACAGAGAUUUUAGACGUGCACCAGAACAUGGGCUACUGCCCUCAGUUUGAUGCCAUCGAUGAGCUCCUCACCGGCAGGGAGCAUCUGUACCUGUACGCUCGUCUCAGAGGGGUGCCUGAGUCAGAGAUUCCCAGAGUGGCAGAGUGGGGCAUCCAGAAGCUCGGCCUGACAGAGUAUGCCGGCCGCUGCGCAGGGACCUACAGUGGAGGCAACAAGCGCAAACUCUCCACAGCGAUCGCAAUGAUUGGUUGCCCAGCGCUGGUGCUGCUGGACGAACCCACGACGGGGAUGGACCCCCACUCUCGACGCUUCCUGUGGAACGCCAUCAUGAGUGUCAUCCAGGACGGCAGGGCCGUGGUGCUAACAUCACACAGUAUGGAGGAGUGUGAGGCCCUCUGCACUCGACUGGCCAUCAUGGUCAAUGGGACCUUCAAGUGUCUGGGUACCAUCCAGCAUCUUAAGUACAAAUUUGGUGACGGCUACGUAGUGACCAUGAAAAUUAAGGCAGCUAAAGCGGGCUUGUCCCCAGAUUUGGAGCCCGUCGAGAGCUUCAUGGAGAGCAGCUUCCCCGGCUGCGUUCAGAGGGAGAAGCACUACAACACGCUGCAGUACGAGAUCGCCUCGUCCUCUCUGGCCAGGAUAUUCCAGCUGGUGGUGGCCAAUAAAGAAAGGCUCAGCAUCGAAGACUACUCUGUUUCCCAGACAACACUGGACCAGGUGUUUGUUAACUUUGCCAAGCAGCAGACCGGAGAGGACGACGACACCACGUUACACAAACGGACAGCAGGCGGAAGAAAAGACAUCAAGAUCUCUCCAGUGCCGAGGAAAACAUGAAAUAUCGUCACUUGUAAAUGUACCGAAACACAGAAAGGUACUCUUGCAGGGCAGCGAUAUAACUUUCCACAUUCUACAAUUUCAAAAAGGCACUUUUAAUAUUUCUCUAGCCAAACUGCUUUUUUAGAGUCGAGACGAGAGUAGCCAGUUAACCUGCCAAAGUGACCGAUAGAACGGUUAAUUUUCCCAGCCACGGACCAUAUUUACAAGAUAAUCUUCCACAAUAUUAUGGCUGACACAUGACUUCACAUCGUGUGUGUUAACAGCACAAACUAACGACAGCUUCAUCUGAAACAUGGAAAAUAAUAUGUUUGCUUAGAUUGACUUGGCUUGUACAAAUGUGUACAUAUUCUAUGUGUAAUGAAUACUUAAGCACCUUAGAAGCAGUCUUUUGUUUUAUGUUUACAUGAACACACACACCUCAAAUGUCUUUAAUGUCGGUUGUUCAUUUUUUUCCAAAACAUAUUUACAAUCUCUUCUUUUCCAGUCCUUCUUGUACAUUUCAGUAUUUCUUUGUCUGCCCUGUUUUUCUCCAGUGUCAGUACAAAAUAGCAAGAAAUAUUCCUCUUGAAGGAUUCAAUUUGAGGCGGGGGAGGGGUGGGGUAAUUAGAUAAAUAUCGCUGUAGAUGAAGAGGAAUUAUAUUUUGUAUCUGACCAAAUAAAACUUGCUUUAUACUUUUACGCUCCGUGCGCUCUCCACUAGCUGAUUUGUACUUCACCCUCAAUCCCAAAUAAAA
Molecule: messenger RNA, 7810 nt
Organism: Cottoperca gobio
Lineage: Eukaryota; Metazoa; Chordata; Actinopteri; Perciformes; Bovichtidae
Gene: abca4b
Product: ATP-binding cassette, sub-family A (ABC1), member 4b
Exons: 50
Coding region: 159-7073 (2304 amino acids)
Biological process (GO): transmembrane transport; lipid transport
Cellular component (GO): intracellular membrane-bounded organelle; membrane
Molecular function (GO): lipid carrier activity; ABC-type transporter activity; ATP hydrolysis activity
Source: RefSeq, a predicted model, not a curated record